AUGUACUUCGACGGCUCCAGUACCGAGGCUAGAUCUGGGGCCAGAGUCGUGAUCGAGUCCCCUCAAGGGCAAAGGUGGCAAUUUGCGUUCCAGCUUGAUUUCAAAUGCACCAAUAAUCAGGCCGAAUACGAAGCGCUCAUCAUCGGUCUCGAAAUUCUGAAAGAAAUGAAGGCGACCCGUGUCUUGGUCUAUGGUGAUUCUCAGCUGGUAAUUCAUCAACUGACCGGGGAAUACCAGUGCACGAGCGAGAAUCUUACUAUGUAUUAUGUAACGGCCCUCAAUACGGUCGACGGGUUUUCUAGGAUCUCCUUUGUUCACGUACCGGGCGCCGGAAACAAUGAGGCCAAUGAGAUGGCCCAGGUGGCGUCAGGCAUGAAUAUUCCGGACGGUGAUCCCGAUCGUAUAAUAAGAAUCGAGAGGCGUACUUUGCCGGCUUUGGCCGAACGGGGAAUGACAACACAAGUGUCAUCGGCCGAGAUCACCGACGAAAUCAGCACGGCCGAAGCCGACUGGCGCUACCCCAUAGUGAACUAUUUGCGCAACCCCUCCGACAGCCAUGAGAGGACUACACGUUUCCGGGCCCGGUGUUAUUUGAUCUAUCAAAACGAGCUGUAUCGAAAAGGAUCGGACGGCUUAUUGCUCCUAUGUCCCAGCGCCAAGGACAUCACGGUCAUCAUGACCGAAUCUCACGAAGGGAUUUGCGGUGCUCACCAGUCUGGCGUCAAGAUGAGGUGGUUGGUUCGGAGGCACGGCUAUUAUUGGCCGACCAUUUUGAAGGACUGCAUAGAAUAUGAGAAGAGGUGUAUCAAGUGUCAAAUCUACGGCCCUAUACAAAGGGUACUGGCCGAAGCCCUCCACCCGGUCACUAAACCAUGGCCGUUCAGAGGGUGGGCCGUGGAUAUCAUCGGCAAAAUCUAUCCGGCCGCGUCCAACCAACACGCAUGGAUUUUGGUGGCGACCGACUAUUUUACUAAAUGGGUCGAGGCGGAGUCCUAUCGGUCAAUUUCUACCACACAGGUGGUCAAAUUCUUCGAGAAUCACAUCAUUCACAGAUUCGGUAUACCUGAGACUAUCACAGCCGAUAACGGCCCAGUUUUCGCAUCGGCCGAAACUCGGGAGUACACCGAAAGGAUGGGGAUCAAGUUGGUUCACUCAACACCUUACUACCCCCAGUCUAACGGACAGGCCGAGGUGAGUAAUAAG
Molecule: messenger RNA, 1203 nt
Organism: Prunus avium (sweet cherry)
Lineage: Eukaryota; Viridiplantae; Streptophyta; Magnoliopsida; Rosales; Rosaceae
Source: RefSeq, a predicted model, not a curated record